AUUCAUCAGCAGCCUCAUGCUUCAUUCAACCGUCAGCGCCACUUGUUCGGUUUUCUGGUUGGGCGGGUUGCGAAUCUUCGGUUUUCUGGUUGGGCGGCACUGGUUUGUCGCGGCGCCGUUACAACUUUGGGGAGCUACAGAAGCGAGAAGUCGUUAUUGACGCUCAUUGGGGGAAUUGGUGUCUGGAUCAAACUCUAGCCGCGUGGACACGGCACACAAUUGUGGUGUUUUCCUUUCGAUCUUGCUGUAGGGUGUCGAGCUCGGCUGAAGCGCAGCAGCUCUUGGGAAGAACCCUCCGCCGCAGAAAACAGGGAUGGAGGAUCAGCUGGGGACCAGCGACAAUGAUGCUUCCACAGCGAAACGGUUCAGAAGGAUAUGCGUGUUCUGCGGCAGCAGCAGCGGUAGAAAAGAUGUCUUUACCAACGAAGCGCUUAGUCUGGGCCGAGAAUUGGUGAAGCGGGAGAUUGACUUGGUAUACGGCGGUGGAAGUAUAGGUCUCAUGGGCCAAGUGGCGCAGACAGUCGAUUCUGGUGGGGGGAAUGUUGUGGGCGUGAUUCCCAAAGCACUCCUUGGCAAAGAGAUUACGGGCAGUACAGUGGGAGAGCUGAUCGUAGUGGGGGACAUGCACCAAAGGAAAGCUGAAAUGGCGCGUCAAGCAGAUGCUUUCAUCGCACUUCCGGGUGGUUAUGGAACUUUAGAAGAGCUUGUGGAAGUGAUCACUUGGAACCAGCUCGGCAUUCAUCUGAAGCCGGUGGGGCUUCUGAAUGUGGAUGGGUUCUACGACACGUUGCUGACAUUCUUCGACAAACAGCUGGAAGAGGAGUUCUUCGACAAUUCCGCACGCAACAUCGUCAUGUCCGCGAACACUUCGAGUGAGCUACUUGAUAAGCUGGAGGCGUACACACCUGCUUUCGUUGCGGGGCCGGAGUUAUGCUGGGAGACGGACCGGCGUGUACCCUUCGGUUACAACGCUGGCCCCAAGGCUGGACGCAGCAAGUAAAACCUUAUGGAUCGUUCGAUUAUGAUCGGCACAAGCUUUACUUGUUACAGAUGCAUUAUUGCAGGAGGACGAUUCUAGAAACACAUCAUAAGCCUCACAAGGACUACGUAGAGGUACGCCUAAAUCUUCAGGCCUUCUCUGCUAUCACUCUUGAGCUCUCUGGUAAAAUUGGACCUUCAAGUGCAUUCGCAACUCGCGGUGUCGACAGCCCCAUGCUCAGUUUUUGUGCUGACCAGUCACUUAUGUCUAGCCAAGACAAGCGAAGUCUAGCAGCUUGGUUAAGAGUACAUGAUUUAUGAAGAGGCGCCAGAUUAGCUUAUUUUUUCAGAAAACGAUUGCCGUCGUUGUUUUUGUAUGACAUCGUAUCGAUCCUAAUCCCCGAAGCAUGGUUUGAUAGAAUAAAUUUGAACUACAGCGUCUAUGUUCAAUGCAACAGUUUGAAUUACAGUUCAAAUUCUGUUGAAAUAAAUUGUUGUUUCAUUUUCACAGAAA
Messenger RNA from Physcomitrium patens, 1492 nucleotides. NCBI's taxonomy places the organism in Eukaryota, Viridiplantae, Streptophyta, Bryopsida, Funariales, Funariaceae. The record is from RefSeq and is a predicted model, not a curated record.